AUGUGUGACGCUCCAUUCUUUUUCCCCAUCUGCAUCCAAUGUGGCACCGAUCAGAAUCCCUGUCGGUGUAAAGUCGUCGGACCUACACUCGGUCAUCUGCUGGCCGGCAUCGAUCUUCUGUGGUUGCGGAUGUACACAAACGGGCAAAGAGUAAGUCGCGCCGAGGAUGUGUUGGGAUACCCGGUGAAAUUGAAUGGGCAAGUGAGCAAUGCGAUACCUUUCUGA
Molecule: messenger RNA, 225 nt
Organism: Penicillium diatomitis
Lineage: Eukaryota; Fungi; Ascomycota; Eurotiomycetes; Eurotiales; Aspergillaceae
Exons: 3
Coding region: 1-225 (74 amino acids)
Source: RefSeq, a predicted model, not a curated record